Molecule: messenger RNA, 8238 nt
Organism: Amyelois transitella
Lineage: Eukaryota; Metazoa; Arthropoda; Insecta; Lepidoptera; Pyralidae
Gene: Ubr1
Product: E3 ubiquitin-protein ligase UBR1
Exons: 30
Coding region: 387-6635 (2082 amino acids)
Biological process (GO): ubiquitin-dependent protein catabolic process via the N-end rule pathway; protein ubiquitination
Cellular component (GO): cytoplasm; ubiquitin ligase complex
Molecular function (GO): ubiquitin protein ligase activity; zinc ion binding
Source: RefSeq, a predicted model, not a curated record
AUCUGUGCAUUGCGCAGUCGAUCAUCUUCUGCUGUGAUGUCGUAUUUUUAUUUUUGUUCUUCAUAAAUUCUACGGAAAAUAAAAUAGAACGAGUAAUCUCGUACAAUUAUAUUAAUUAUUCUAUAUUUAUUCGGUAAUUAUCAUUACACUAGUCGCUGUAUUACGUUUCAUGAAAUAUCACGUUGUGAUGAAAUGUCAUUUUUCCAUGGAUCUAUGACAUAGUGAAAAUUUGCAAUCGGGAAUAUUUUACACAAGAAAACUGAUGAGAUUCAUCUGUUGGGCAGUUUUGAAUGCUUUCUAUCGAAGAGUUUGAGUUUCCGAGAAAAGUCGAUUUGGAUGAGUUAACGUUUUCUAAGAGUGAAGGUGCGGUGACUGACUGACCGGAGAUGAGUUCUCCGCCGCCUGUUCAACUAGAGGUGGAGGUGGGUGACGAGUCCAUGGAGGAGGAGAUGCUGGUGGCAACUGACAGGUUCACGUUACCAGCGCGCGCGGACGCCGUGGUGGAGCUGUGGCGGUCCAAGAUGGCGGAGGGGGUGCUGGCGCCGUCCCACUUUCAGGACCACUGGCGGGUCACGGUGCCGAGGAUAUACUCGCCGCAGCCGAACAGGACAUGUUUGGAUUGGUCAUUCGACGAAGAGUUAGCCUCGAAGCUGCUGAUCCAGCCGAUGGAGCAGUUCGUGUGGGGCUCCAGCGAGGGCUCCAAGCCUGCCCCGAGGCGCUCCACUCUCUGCGGGAAGGUGUUCAAGCAGGGGGAGCCCGCUUACAGUUGUAGGGAGUGCGGAAUGGACAACACAUGCGUCCUGUGCGUGGAAUGUUUCAAAGUUUCCGCUCACAGACACCACAAAUACAAGAUGGGCCAGUCGGGCGGGGGCGGGUGCUGCGACUGCGGCGACACGGAGGCGUGGAAGAGGGAGCCCUUCUGCGAGUUGCACGCGGCGCCGUCUGAAGAGGAGCAGUCGAGCAGCCACAUCAGCGAGGAGGUGCUGGAGCGCAUGAAGAUCGUGGCGUCCGUGGUGCUCUCCUACUGUCUGCGGCUCCUCACCCACGACCACGCGCCGGGGCUGCCCAACGACCUCCGAUUGAAAGACAACGAACGCGAUUUACUACAAAUCCUGGACCAGCCGGAUUGUUACUGCACAGUUUUGUAUAACGAUGAGACCCACACGUUCGAACAGGUGAUAACGACUCUGAAUCGCGUACUGAGUUGUAACCACCGCGAUUCGGUGGAGCUGGUCACGCUGAUCGACCGCGAGGGCAGAGCACUCGUCAAGUGUAACUCGUUCCAAGUCUGCGACAAACUCAAAACUGAUAUCGAGACCUGUACGGCGAUGUUCGAAAGGUUCACGUCCCGGCUCGGGCCCAGCCUCAAGGUGCUGGUGAUGCACGCGCACGUCAUCGCGCACCAGCACUACGCCAUGAAGCUGCUCACUUGGCUGCAAAACUUCGUGAGUCAAGAGCCGAGUCUCCGUCUCACCGUGAGCCAGGUGGCCCUCGGGAACUCCGUGUGGGACGCCAGCGGAGCCCUGUGCGGGGGCGGGGUCGCCGGCGCGGUGAUGCAGAACGACUUCCGCAUGUGGAAGGCGGCGAGGACCGCCUGGCAUAGACUCCUCAUAGCCACCACAUUGAUGGAUUAUACCACGAAGAAGUCUAUGGCCAUAUUGUUCACUAGGAAUUAUGGUUCGAUCCUGAAGGACUUCAUCCGGGACGACCACGACCACUCGUUCUCGAUCUCGUCGCUGUCGGUGCAGCUGUACACCACGCCGACUCUUGCGCACCAUCUCAUCGCCAAUCACGACGCUCUGUUCGUCGUGCUCAACACCUUUAUCAGCGAGUGUAACAGACGGUGUAAUAACAAGGGCCGCCUCGAGUUCGAUCGUAACGUGCCCACCGGCUUCAAACGCGCCCAGUUCAUCCUGUACGACGUGAAGUACCUGCUGAGCUCUGUGCCGGGCUCCUUCGACGACGAGCUGCGGAAGGGCUUCCUGCACGGCCUGUCGCUGAUGAUGAACCUGCUGGUCAUGAUGCAGGGCAUGGACUCCGUUGUCAGACAGGUGGGCCAGCACAUGGAGUACGAGCCCGAGUGGGAGUCGGCGUUCAAUCUCCACGUGAAGCUGGCGCACAGCAUCACGCUCUGCAUAGAGUGGUGUUGCGCCGAGAAGCCGCUGUGCGCCGCCGCCUACCGCAUGGCGCUGCGGAGGCACCACGAGACCACGCAGUUCCCGGAUACAGUGGUCAAAGAAUUGAGCAACAAGAGCGCUUCAGUUAUCCCGUACGACGUGUCAAGUGAGCCGGUGUCGAUACACCGGCCCCUGUCGCGGUUCAUCGCCGGGCUGCACCUGCAGCUGCACCGGCACGGGCUCUCCUACCACAGCAAGGAGUUCCAGCGGCCGGACAGGGCCAGACCUCCGCCCGAACAGGGGGAUAAAAGCCAACCUGACAAGAGCAAGCCAUCACCUGUUCAGCUCAUUGAGCCAGUACUCCAGACCAUGGCGAUGAUAGCCCAGGUUCACGCGGGCAUGUGGCGUCGCAACGGAUUCGCGUUACUGAACCAGCUGUACUUCUAUCACAACGUCAAGUGCCGCUCCGAGAUGUUAGACCGGGACGUGGUGAUGCUGCAGAUGGGUGCGUCUCUGAUCGAAAGCAACGAAUUUAUAAUACACGUUCUGAACAAGUUUAAUCUGCUCGACUGGGCGGCUUCGGACUUCGAGCAGCGGCGUGUGGAAGACGACGAACUGCGGUACACCAUCAGCAUGGUCGAGGAGUUCUUGGGGUUGCUCAUUACCAUCGUGGGGUCCCGUUGGGUGCCCGGCGUGGGCGAGGUGACCGCCGAGGAGCGCACCAAGAAGGAGAUCAUACAGAUGCUGUGCGUCAAACCCAUGCCCCACUCCGAGCUCAACAGAUCGCUGCCAGAGGACCAACUGCACGAGACGGGACUCGAAGCCGUUAUCCACGAGGUGGCGGACUUCACCAAGCCCAGCAGUGGUAACAACCGUGGGUUGUACAAGCUGAAACCCCACCUGUACGAGGAGUAUGACACGUUCUUCUAUCAUUACACGAGGGAGGAGCUGUCCAGGAGUGAGGAGGAACAGAGGAACAGGAGGAAGGCUGCUGGCCUACCCGAGUGUUGUCCGCCGCCAGUGCUCCCCAAACUGUCGCCGCCGUUCACGUUGCUCGCGAGCUUGCUGCAGAGCGACGCGGCUCUGCACGUGUUGAAGUGCGUGUUGGGGAGGGCGCUCGAUUUGCGUGCCAGAUCAUUUUCGGAGACGCAAGUGCAUAAGGCGCUACAUCUAAUGGGCUACGCUAUCCGAGACGAGGAGAGCGGCCAUUACGAAUUCCUGGCGUUUGCCGAGAGCGCCGAACGCAGUGGAUUGUUGACGAUGCUGCAACAGCUGGUUAACAGUCCUAGGGUCGAUGCCCAUAGGCACUUGGCGAGAUGGUUGCUUCAGAAGAUGAGAAAACUGCUCGGGCACACCGAUGAGACUGAAGACGGUGUUAACAUGGAGACCGACCAAGAAGAGAAACCGGCGGCCGAGGAAACAGCAGAGGCGGAGAAGGCACGCCGAGCGAAGUUGGCCGCGGAACGGCGCGCUAAACUGAUGGCGCAAAUGAAGACGCAAAUGAACAACUUCAUAUCGAACAACGCUACGCUUUUCGAGGAGACAACUACUGAGGUGACCCGGGAGGAGCAGGAGCAGCGCGCGCUGCCGCGGGGCGCGGCGCUGGGCGUGUGGGGCGGCGGCGCCGCGCAGCCCGCGCGCGUCUGCAUCAUGUGCCAGGAGGAGGCGCGCGUGGAAGCGGCCGGGUCCCCGCUGGUGCUGGUAGCGUUCGCACAACAGUCCACCGUGCUGAACCGCGCGCGGGUGGGCUGCAGCGGCGUGGUACCGUCAGCAUGGCGCGCCGCGUGGCUGCCGGCGGGCGUGGGCGCGCAGCCGCACGUGUCGGGCUGCGGGCACGCGCUGCACGCGCGCUGCUGGCGCAAGUACCUGGACAACGUGCUGGACAAGGAGAACAGCAGAUUAUACCGUCUCCGUCAACCGGCCGCGUUCGACGUGGAGAAGAAAGAAUACCUGUGUCCGCUCUGCGAGAGACUGUGCAACACUGCCUUGCCGCUGCUGCCCGCCCCCCCACUCCUGGCCGGCUCCCCCCCACCACUGUCCGAGGAGACGUACGCUGAAUCUGUGGCGCUGAUAUUGAAGUUGAAGCAUCAAGUUUAUUCGGAAGCGGUACAUGUUUGUACGGAGUUCUGUGAGGAGAUGCAUUGUCAAGCGCGAGCCAAGAGCGUAGGAGCGAUGUCAUCGGAUAUGGAGGAGGAGACGGCUGAAGAGUGCGAGGUGUACGUGUCCACCCACUCGGAGAACCUGCUGCCCCAGGAGUUCCUGGUGCACUUCCAAGGCGACAUCCCCGUCUACAACGACAUGACCAAGUCGCUCAUCGAGAACUUCGCUAGUAAAUUGCCCGGUCUGUGCGGUCUAUCGGAAACCGGCGGUAUGGUGUCCAUCGCCGCUCUAUACCGGGCCACCGCCUACACCAUACUCAGCACCAACUCGGUCCUGCAAGCUGAAUCCAGGCCCCUACUCGGAGAGAUUCCCGCCAGGCAUAGAGACGCGUUACAAGUGUUAAUACGGCUCGCCGCGGCCAUACCGUCACUGUGGUCGCAGCCUAAACAUCUAGCGCACCACGCAUUAAGCUCCCUGAACACUCUAGAAGCAACCUCGCCAUUAACCCACGAACCAUUCGGAACUUUAAUCGCGCUAGUGUUAACCGUACCGUGCCUUUUCUCCAAACCGGCCGGGCCGGCGAGACCCACGCAUUUGGCGAGGCAAAUCACAUUACAAGCCUUCAGGGCGACCAUAACGAGGGCGCUGAUAGUUUUAGACGUGUCGGAUUGCAAAAGCGUGCCCAUGGACGAAGGGGAGAGUGUGGACAAACAACCCAGACUUGAUUUAGAAAAUUUGUUGACAAUCAUGAAGGAACUGCGCAGGGGCAAUUUGGACAUUGAAGACCUUAACCCGUCUGAUGUGUGGGACAAAGUCAAAGGGCAGUGCAGAACGUUUCUGCGAUGCUGUUGUCUGUUCUAUCACUUCUUAAGCGACGUAAUACCGCCCACGGAAUUGACGACAGUCGACGGUGACACUUGGGACAUCAUGUGCGGUUAUUUAGACAUGCCGUUGACGUUCAAAGAGUUGAUAGACUGCCCCCUGGCCAGAAAGAAGGCUAGGGAAUGGUCGGAUAUGUCAAACGAUUGGUUCAAUAAUGAGAUCGCGAGCCACAUAGUGGUUGAGCCGAGUGAGCCUCCGAAGUUGAUACCGUUGCCUGAAGACUUUUCGGAACUAAUGAACGUGGUGUCGGAGUUCUCGUGUCCUAAUUCUGAGAGGGAAGAUAGCAAGUAUCCGACAAUGUGCCUCGUUUGCGGACAGAUACUGUGCUCGCAGAGUUACUGCUGCCAGACUGAAAUACGGAAGCCGGGGAGGGGCAACACAAUGGGCACGGAGCACGUGGGCGCGGGCGUCGCUCACGCGCUCCAGUGCGGCGCCGGCGCCGGCGUGCUGCUGCGCGUGCGCGACUGCGAGCUCAUGCUGCUGGCCGCGCCCGCCCGCGGCGCCAUGCUGCCCGCGCCCUACCUCGACCGCUACGGCGAGACCGACCAGGUAACUGUGUGUACACAGGCUGCUGCGCGUGCGCACUGCGAGCUCAUGCUGCUGGCCGCGCCCGCCCGCGGCGCCAUGCUGCCCGCGCCCUACCUCGACCGCUACGGCGAGACCGACCAGGUAACUGUGUGUACACAGGCUGCUGCGCGUGCGCACUGCGAGCUCAUGCUGCUGGCCGCGCCCGCCCGCGGCGCCAUGCUGCCCGCGCCCUACCUCGACCGCUACGGCGAGACCGACCAGGUAACUGUGUGUACACAGGCUGCUGCGCGUGCGCACUGCGAGCUCAUGCUGCUGGCCGCGCCCGCCCGCGGCGCCAUGCUGCCCGCGCCCUACCUCGACCGCUACGGCGAGACCGACCAGGUAACUGUGUGUACACAGGCUGCUGCGCGUGCGCACUGCGAGCUCAUGCUGCUGGCCGCGCCCGCCCGCGGCGCCAUGCUGCCCGCGCCCUACCUCGACCGCUACGGCGAGACCGACCAGGUAACUGUGUGUACACAGGCUGCUGCGCGUGCGCACUGCGAGCUCAUGCUGCUGGCCGCGCCCGCCCGCGGCGCCAUGCUGCCCGCGCCCUACCUCGACCGCUACGGCGAGACCGACCAGGUAACUGUGUGUACACAGGCUGCUGCGCGUGCGCACUGCGAGCUCAUGCUGCUGGCCGCGCCCGCCCGCGGCGCCAUGCUGCCCGCGCCCUACCUCGACCGCUACGGCGAGACCGACCAGGUAACUGUGUGUACACAGGCUGCUGCGCGUGCGCACUGCGAGCUCAUGCUGCUGGCCGCGCCCGCCCGCGGCGCCAUGCUGCCCGCGCCCUACCUCGACCGCUACGGCGAGACCGACCAGGGCCUGCGGCGCGGCAACCCGCUGCGGCUGUGCGCGGCGCGCUACGAGAAGCUGCGCGCGCUGUGGCUGAGCCACGGCACGCACGAGCACAUCGCGCGCGCGCUCGACGCCAGCAUGCUCGUCGCGCCGCCCUGGCAGAACAUGUGAUCGCGCGGCCGGGUGAGUGGGACGUGUGACGUUUGUAGGUCUGAUGCGCAGGCGACAUUAGCAUUCACACUUUUUUAUUCGUCUGUAUUCAUUUAUCGAUCUUUUCAAAAGGUUGAGCGACAGUACAUGUCAUUGCGCGGCUGCGGCGGGUGUAAGUGUGACGUAUGUGGGUCUGAUGCGCACGCGACAUCUUCUCUUUCUUCUCUUCACACUUUUUUAUUCGUCCGUAUUCAUUUAUCGAUCUUUUCAAAAGGUUAUCUAUAUGUUAAUAUUAUAAAGCUGAACGCGCUAAUAUUAGGAACUACUGGUUCGAAUUGAAAAAAUAUUUUUAUGUUGAAUAGACCAUUUAUUAUAUAACAUCACGCUGCAACUAUAAGGAGCGAAGAAAUAAAAGAAAAUGUGAAAACAAAACGGGGUAAAUCAUUCAUCCUUGAGGGCUUCAAUGAUGCCCAAAAUAACUAUUCCACGCGUACGAAGUCGCGGGCACAGCUUAUUUUUCAUGAAAUCUUCUACGAAGGAAAAAUCGGUACUCACCUUUCCAUUUACCACGAUUAUUACAUAUUUCCCUUGCUUCGCCCACGUUCAUUAAUCUGCUUACGGGUCAAAUACUUCUACCACUUAUAAGAAUAGAACCACCACUCCUCUUUCCUGAAGGCAGAGGGUACAUCUUUCUACUUCUUUAGCUACAAUCAUUCUUAUUAACUCCUCAGCUGCCUGAUCACUGCACUGGCCUCAACUGCUUAAGUUCUGAUCAGUGCUCGCUCUACCACGGUCACGUUUUUUAUUCUAUUUGCAUUACUACAAGUUUGGUAAUACUCUGUUCCCGCUCAAAAAAUUGAUUUCCCGCGGCAGAAGCGGGUUCGGUAGCUCAGUGGUUAAUGAUUUCACGAAAUUUUGCAAGGACAACCUUGUCGAUUGCAUACAGGCCAUUCUUCUGUUAAGCCGCUAUGACAAAAAUGUGAUCAUCAUCAUAUAUCCACACUGCCAACAUGAUGUGAUACUAACACCGACAAUGCAUCGUCUUAAAUGCUGCUGCGUCUUUUGACAUUUAUGUCACAAAUCUAUACAGAUACAUGAAAUAUUAGAUUGGUUGACUUGGCAAGAAUUAUUAUCAAAAAGUUCUGGCUAGUUUUUAUUAUUUUUCCGAAGGCAGAUAGGCAGGUUCCCUGCAUACUUCUUCUUUCGCUUAUCUACAUGCAUCAAUAUUUUUAUGCUAACUCGUCAAUUUAGUGUAUUCUUGACCUGACCUUUCACCAGAACGUCCCCGAUUUGAACAAGGUAGGUACGUUCGUCUUAGCCUUCUCAAAAGUUCUCAAUUUCAUUGCCAAAUAGUAAAAAUGAGUCCAUAAUGUUGCAAUAACACCUUACGCCUUUUAUGAUAUAGUUUAAUUGAUCGAAUACAAUAUGAAAUUAUUGAAUAAUGUAUAAUAAUGAUAGUUUCAAUAUUGCUAGUUUUGCUAUAGUAUUGUUAUAACACCAAUUUAAUUAUAAUAACGAUAUAGUAAAGACAAACAUAAUUGAAUGACAUGUUUUCGCCUUAAAGUCCAAGAAUGUAAAGUAGCUUAUAGUCAUUAUGUUGAAAAGAUCGACACUGUUCUGCCCU